UUCAUCUUUAAAUGAAAAAGCAAAAUUUAGUCAACAAAAGAGCCAAAGAACGCUCUAUAAUUGAAGCUAAACAAAAAGUUGAUUAAUGGAGGCACUUUUUUAUAAAUGGUGAAAUUGAUGAGAAUGGUAAUAAAAUAAAAUAUAGUUUACAAAAAGCUGCUGAUAAAGUAGGAAUUCCAAGAAAAUCUUUAGAGGACUAUCGUUUUUUAUUCAGGUAUAUAAUUAUAUGAAAAUAGAAAAGCCCAAUCCUUCAUUGACUUAAAGUAAGUAAGUGAUAAGAGAAUGGGAUAUUUGCGUUUCUUAAUAAAAUAACAAUAAUUGAAAUAACAAUAUCAAUAAUCUCAUUUAGAAAGCUUGAUAAGUUAAAAAGAAAAGAGUAAAAUUUUAAAGCCAGAUAAUAAUAUAUUUAUUGAAGACAUGAUUGUAGAAGGUUAAACUAAUAGAUAAAAUUGGGAUUAGGAAUUAUCAGAAUACUUUGAUUAUGCAUAAAAUGAAAAAGUUAGUUUAAAACAAUAGGAAAGGAAUUUUAAAAAAAAUUUUGAAAUCCCAAAUACUCAUUUGGAUUAACAAGUCUUUCAUGAAUUUCAAAUUGAAUGA
This is a messenger RNA of Paramecium sonneborni, 597 nucleotides long. The record is from the annotation of a GenBank genome assembly. NCBI's taxonomy places the organism in Eukaryota, Ciliophora, Oligohymenophorea, Peniculida, Parameciidae.